This is a messenger RNA of Trichomonas vaginalis G3, 636 nucleotides long. RefSeq lists its product as uncharacterized. The record is from RefSeq and is a predicted model, not a curated record. The coding region runs from base 1 to 636 and encodes 211 amino acids. The transcript has a single exon. NCBI's taxonomy places the organism in Eukaryota, Parabasalia, Trichomonadida, Trichomonadidae.
AUGAAGUCUCUUACUGAGCAUAAUAAGUACGGUUUCGUCGGGAAUUCAUUCUUUUGGAUUAAAAUAUCACUUAUUGUACUCCCAAUUAUAACGCUUAUUUAUUCAAUUUUAAUCGCAGCUCAACAAGGAAAUGGAUUAUUCAAAAAAUCAGUAGGAACGGCUCCAAUUGCAUGCCAUAUCUUAUUACUUAUAUUCUGCAUUGCAUCAAUAUGCACUGCAAUCCUUUAUAACUUUCACUUAUUAAAAUUUGCAAUACUUAGUUACGUUCAUUAUAUCGUUACAGCAAUUGGAAUUCUUUUUGCCGCUAUUUGUCUAAUGUUUUUAAGCCCAGCUGCUUAUUAUUCUUCAUACAAUAGCGUAAGUGAGUAUGCAAAUCAAUUUUCUUCACAAGAUCCUCAAGCUCUUACUUGGGUUCAAUAUUAUAAUACAACAGGAAACUACUAUGAUGCUUACAACUACGUUCUGAAACGCACAUUAAGAUUUUAUAACCCGAUGAAAACUCUUUUUGCUCUUUGGCUUGGUGUAUUCUUCUUUUCAUUAGUCCAAGGCGUUUAUAUCGAUGAAAAGUUGUCACAUGAAACAGUAGAAAAAGAACAACCACAGGAAGCAACUCCAAAAGAGCAAUCUCAACAAUAG